This is a messenger RNA of Setaria italica (foxtail millet), 4045 nucleotides long. RefSeq names its product potassium transporter 19. Gene Ontology annotation, molecular function: potassium ion transmembrane transporter activity. Gene Ontology annotation, cellular component: membrane. NCBI's taxonomy places the organism in Eukaryota, Viridiplantae, Streptophyta, Magnoliopsida, Poales, Poaceae. Gene Ontology annotation, biological process: potassium ion transmembrane transport. The transcript has 8 exons. The record is from RefSeq and is a predicted model, not a curated record.
UGUUCAUCCAUUGCAUUUUCUGUUUAUUUGUAUUGAACUUCUGAACCAAACGGAGCCCAUCGUUUCACAUUUCUCCGUGCCGAGAUCAUCCUCCUGGCUAGCUGUUGACAGAAGAAGAGUGCCUGAUCUGCAUAGUUUUCUUUUCGGAAUAUUUUGAGAAUUUGAGUUUCGGCUUCUCACAAGAAUAUUUGUAACAGGCCGAGCACCGGGAUCUGAAGCCUAUAGAGGUUCCGUAGAUCGACCAUAAACCCCGAGAUCACUCACCAGCGAGGAACGAAGAGAUGUCAGCAGCCGAAGCCGCCGCCGAGAGCCCCGCGGCGGCAGCCGAGAGGCUCAAGCGCCAUGACUCGCUCUACGGCGACGCCGAGAAGGUCUCCGGCGACAAGUGCCACGGCUCCGGGGGCAGCUGGGCGCGGACGCUGAUGCUGGCGUUCCAGAGCGUCGGCGUCGUGUACGGCGACAUCGGGACGUCGCCGCUGUACGUGUACUCGAGCACCUUCCCGGACGGCAUCCGCCACCCCGACGACCUCCUCGGCGUGCUCUCGCUCAUCCUCUACACCCUCAUCCUCAUCCCCAUGCUCAAGUACGUCUUCGUCGUCCUCCACGCCAACGACAACGGCGACGGCGGGACGUUUGCGCUGUACUCGCUGAUCUCGCGGUACGCCAAGAUCAGGAUGAUCCCGGACCAGCAGACCGAGGACGCCACGGUGUCCAACUACGGCGUCGAGGCGCCCAGCUCGCGGCUGCGGAGGGCGCAGUGGCUCAAGGAGAAGCUCGAGUCCAGCAAAGCCGCCAAGAUCGGCCUCUUCACCAUCACCAUCCUCGGCACCUCCAUGGUCAUGGGCGACGGGACCUUGACGCCAGCGAUCUCUGUGCUGUCGGCAGUGAAUGGGAUCAGGGAGAAAGCGCCCAACUUGACUCAAUUGGAAGUGGUGUGGAUCUCGGUGGCCAUCCUGUUCGUGCUCUUCUUUGUGCAACGCUUCGGCACCGACAAAGUCGGCUACUCCUUCGCCCCCAUCAUCUCGGUGUGGUUCCUCCUCAUCGCCAGCACCGGGAUGUACAACCUCGCCGUGCACGACGUCACCGUCCUCCGGGCCUUCAACCCCAUGUACAUCCUUCAGUACUUCAGCAGGAACGGCAAGGAGGCCUGGGUCUCGCUUGGGGGCGUCAUCCUCUGCAUCACAGGCGCCGAGGCCAUGUUUGCGGACCUUGGCCAUUUCAACAUCAGGGCCAUUCAGAUCAGCUUCACCUGUAUCCUCUUCCCCUCCGUCUCACUAUGCUACAUGGGUCAGGCGGCCUAUCUGCGCAGAUUCCCCGAAAACGUCGCUGACACCUUCUUCAAGUCCAUCCCGGGUACAGCCGAAUGAUCGAUCAAUGGCUUGUUUGCGCCCAUGUUCUGGCUGGUGUUCGUGGUGGCGAUCAUGGCGGCCAUCAUCGCGAGCCAGGCCAUGCUGUCCGGCGCCUUCGCGAUCCUGUCCAAGGCCCUGUCGCUGGGUUGCUUCCCGCCGGUGGAGGUGGUGCACACCUCCAGCAAGUACGAGGGCCAGGUGUACCUCCCGGAGGUGAACUUCCUGAUCGGCGCGGCCAGCGUGGCCGUCACGCUGGCGUUCCAGACGACGACCAACAUCGGGAACGCGUACGGCAUCUGCGUGGUGACGGUUUUCUCCAUCACCACGCACCUGAUGGCGGUGGUGAUGCUGCUGGCGUGGCAGACGCCGCCGGCGCUGGUGGCCGCGUUCUACGCCGUCUUCGGCUUCACCGAGUUCUUGUAUCUGUCGUCGAUCCUGUCCAAGUUCGCCGAGGGAGGGUACCUGCCCUUCUGCUUCUCGCUGGUUCUCAUGGGGCUCAUGGCGGCGUGGCACUACGUCCACGUCCUGCGCUACUGGCACGAGCUGGAGCGUGCGGUGCCGGCGGCGGAGCUGGCCGCCGUGCUGGCGCGGCACGACGUGCGGCGGGUGCCCGGCGUGGGCCUGCUCUACUCGGAGCUCGUGCAGGGGAUCCCGCCCGUGUUCCACCGGCUGGUGGACAAGAUCCCCUCCGUGCACGCCGUCUUCGUGUUCGUCUCCAUCAAGCACCUCCCGAUCCCGCGCGUGGCGGCGCCGGAGCGCUUCAUCUUCCGCCGCGUCGGACCCAUGGGCCACCGCGUGUUCCGCUGCGUGGCGAGGUACGGGUACACGGACCCGAUGGAGGGGCACGGGGAGUUCGCCACGCUCCUCCUCGAACGCCUCAAGGUGUUCGUCCAGGAGGAGGCCGCAUUCGCCGGCGGCGACCGGACGGUGGCGGCGGCGAUGGAGGAGGAGCAGCGGUUCAUCGACGGGGAGGCGGCGCGCGGGGUGGUGUACCUGAUGGGCGAGGCGACGGUGACGGCGGCGGCGGGGUCGUCGGUGGUGAAGAGGGUGGUGGUGAACAACGUGUACGGGGUCCUCCGGAAGAACCUCCGGGAGAGCCACAAGGCACUGUCCAUCCCCAAGGACCAGCUGCUCAGGGUCGGCAUCACCUACGAGAUAUGACCCGAUCCCUUCUUGAUUCCUAGGGCUUGUUUUCCUGUGCUAGCUCUAGCUCCUCCUUAGUUCUAGCAGUUGGAGUGACUGUUCAUUAAUCUGUUGUGCACAAUGUAUUUGGAUGGGUAGUGACUAGUAAUAGUUAUCUCUGUUGCAAAUUGCCAAGCUUCAUUCCAUUCCAUCUACCAUUCACCAGCCGGCCAUUCAGUGCUCACAUAUCGCAAUAGCCUGAAUAGCCACUGCGAGAAAGUGCAGGGGAAACAGUCAGAAGUCGCUGCAGAACAGCAGAAACAAAACAUUCCUUGUAAAUUGUACUCCAUUCAUGCCGUCCUUUUCAGUUGCUGUCUUGCAGAAACUGUAAAUUUCUCUGCUCCUUUGUCCUUUCCCUUGUCUGCUGAUAUUCAGAAAGAUGCAGGCCUCAGCUCUGAAACUGUAAAUCCAUAAGCUGCUGAACCAGGACGCCAGCAUAGGGCAGUCCGGAUAACGGCUUUGGCGCUUUGUUUGUUCUGUAUUCGGUGUCACCGAACGAGCCAGGCCCUCCCUUCAUUAUCAGUAAACAGUGCAUGGCUCCUGGAGAGAAGAUGAAACACAGGCACAGCUUGCUCCAGACUCCGGAGUGAGUAAUGACCAGACCCAGCAUGCUUCUAAUGAUUUGUUAUGUACAGUUCCAAAGGGUAUCAGGGUAUCAGGCAAUGCUCAAUGGCGAAGUGGACGCCGCUCGAUUGAAUCGAGUUGCAGCAAAUGAUGUUUCCCUCAUGGUUUCGCUACCAGUUAUGAGCACAGAAGCCCCAUACUUUUGGGCUUCACAAGAACUCGAAAAAUACCUGAUAACAUCCAAGAGGCGAGGUUAACAGAGGUCAUAAGGCCAAUCCUGACAAUAUCACCAAAUAACCGACAAAUUAAAGUCAUGUGUAGAACUUUUGAACCCUGCUAUUCACCAUGGUAGCAAGACGCCAAAUCGGUGAACGGUUCAUUUGACAUACAUUUCAGCCUCUUCUGGUAACACAGCUUCUGAAUUGGAAGACAUGACGUAGAACUCUUCAAACCUCCAGGCUUCAUGCAGCUCAGAAAACUCCAAAUACUAAAACAAGGGCAGAUCUCACAGUUGCACCAAAGAGAGGAGGUUGAUACCACGGCAAGCCGGAUAUAAAAACUGCGGCCAACGUUUGUCUCUUCUGCCGGAUCUCACAGUUGGCAUCCUCCCUUGUACCGACGAAACCGUCCCCUGCCUGCUCUUCACACAGAUCGCCUCAAUUUUAUUCCUCCAUCUGAUUGCGACAUCAUCUCAAGAAAACAACGUUAUCAAUUUACCACCCAAACAAUCCAUCUUGACGCUGACAAGCUAGUUUAAUCCCCAGGGUGAAACAUGACAUACAUUAGGGCCUCUCCUGUCGAUAAUUGCAAGGCAUACAGCUUUCUAAACUGUAAAAGAUCAGCAGCAAAAAUUACCAUCUGCAGUCCACAGUUUUAUAGAUCUUUCUGGUCCUCCAGAUGGGUUAUCUUUCUGGUCCUCCAGAUGGGUUUUCUAUCAAAAGAGUGGCACA